Messenger RNA from Arabidopsis lyrata subsp. lyrata, 3090 nucleotides. Its product is annotated as U-box domain-containing protein 6. Gene Ontology annotation, molecular function: ubiquitin-protein transferase activity; protein binding. NCBI's taxonomy places the organism in Eukaryota, Viridiplantae, Streptophyta, Magnoliopsida, Brassicales, Brassicaceae. Gene Ontology annotation, biological process: protein ubiquitination. The transcript has 5 exons. The record is from RefSeq and is a predicted model, not a curated record. Gene Ontology annotation, cellular component: nucleus; cytoplasm. The coding region runs from base 1206 to 2909 and encodes 567 amino acids.
UUGGGCAAAAUUACAACUGAGAAACACGGAUACAAAAAAGCAAGGAAAACCGACGACGAUGAUCGAAGAAGAGAUCUGAAAAGCUACGGGUGAUGAGAACACAAGGUCAAACGAUUAACUCUGGCGGUAACAAAGGCGACUCCUUUGCGGUUACACUCCGACGCCGAGAACAUUGACCGGAGUUACCGGUUCCUGUCGCCGAGCCGUCGCCGAAGUAAACCAGACCCAAAACAUCCUUCCCAGACUCGUUGACUUAUAGACACCCAUUCCCUAACCCUUUAACUCCCAUACCUAGCAAGAAAAAAGGUUACUAAUCGAACCCUCAAAUCCAAUCGUCGUCGACACCGUUUUCCUCACCAGCCGACUCCACCUUCAAUCCGUUCCGGCAAAGACCAAACAAGGUUUCAGAAAGACUGUGGCUCAACAGACCUGUGAACCAAAACCCAGAGAAACCUUUAGAUCUAAAAAUUAGAUCGCCAAGACACGCAGCCUUUAGAUCUGUUUAAUGUCUUCAGGUUUGUAUAAAGCUGUAGGCUGUAGCUAGCUAAUUAGAGUUUUCAGGGUGAGGUUAGAUCAUGGAUGUUAGCGAGCUCGAGGAGAAUUUGUUCGCUGCUAGCGAUGCCAAGUUACAUAGAGAUAUGUGCAAGGAACUAUCUGCAGUUUAUUGCAAGGUAUUGUCCAUCUUCCCGUCGUUGGAAGAAGCAAGACCUCGGAGUAAAUCAGGGAUUCAAGCCUUGUGUUCGUUACAUAUUGCACUUGAAAAGGCUAAGAACAUUCUUCAACACUGUUCUGAGUGUAGCAAACUUUAUUUGGCCAUUACUGGGGAUGCUGUACUAUGAAAAUUUGAGAAAGCAAAAUCUGCACUUAUCGAUAAUCUUAGACGCGUGGAGGACAUUGUUCCUAGCUCAAUUGGGUCUCAGAUUUUGGACAUUGUUGGUGAACUAGAGCACACCAAGUUCUUACUUGAUCCAUCAGAGAAGGAAGUUGGUGAUAGCAUAAUUGCACUAUUGCAACAAGGGAAGAAAUUUGACAACGGCAAUGACAGCACCGAACUUGAAAUUUUUCACCAGGCAGCUACUAGAUUAAGUAUAACUUCUUCUAGAUCAGCUCUGGCGGAGCGGCGUGCUUUAAAGAAACUCAUUGACAGGGCACGUGUGGAAGAAGACAAGCGAAAGGAGUCAAUUGUGGCUUACCUCUUGCAUCUCAUGAGAAAAUACUCCAAGCUAUUCAGAAGUGAGAUGUUGGAUGAGAAUGAUUCUCCGUGUUCAACACCAUGUUCCCCCACUGGUCAAGGUUCUAAUGAAGAUCGUGUUAAUGCGUUUGGGCGUCAACUAUCCAAGUUUGGUUCUAUUAACUAUAAGCCUAUGAACAGUAGGAAACCAGGACAGAUGCCCAUCCCACCAGAAGAACGUAGGUGUCCCAUAUCUUUGCAGCUUAUGUGUGAUCCUGUCAUUAUUGCUUCUGGACAGACUUAUGAACGGGUUUGUAUCGAGAAAUGGUUCAGUGAUGGACAUAAUUCUUGCCCCAAGACUCAGCAGCAGCUCCCACAUCUUUCCCUAACUCCCAAUUACUGUGUUAAAGGUCUGAUUGCGAGCUGGUGUGAGCAGAAUGGAAUCUCAGUCCCCAAUGGACCACCAGAAUCUCUUGACCUCAACUACUGGAGACUAACCAUCUCUGACUCUGAAUCCCCCAAUUCAAAGUCAGUUGAUAGUGUAGGAUCGUGCACACCGAAGGUUGUUAAAAUCGUUCCUUUGGAGGAGAGUAGUACUAUUGAAUCUGAACGACAACAAAAAGAAGAAAACAAUGAUCUUGUUGUCAAUGAUGAGGUGGAUUCUGAAAUCAAUGUUCUAGAGGGGUAUCAGGAUAUAUUGGCAAUCUUGGACAAAGAGGAGGACUUGGCUAAAAAGUGCAAAGUAGUAGAAAAUGUCAGGCUAUUGCUAAAGGAUAAUGAAGAGGCCAGGAUCCUCAUGGGGGCCAAUGGGUUCGUUGAAGCAUUUUUACAGUUUCUAGAAUCAGCUGUUCAUGAAAACAAUGCAGCCGCUCAGGAAACCGGAGCUAUGGCUCUAUUUAAUUUAGCAGUGAACAAUAACAGGAACAAAGAGUUGAUGCUGACUUCAGGGGUCAUCCCACUGCUGGAGAAAAUGAUUUCUUGUUCCCAAUCCCAAGGGCCAGCAACUGCAUUGUAUCUAAACCUCUCAUGCCUCGAGGAAGCCAAACCUGUGAUUGGCUCAAGCCAAGCAGUUCCCGUUUUCGUGAAUCUUCUUCUUCAGGAAACCGAAACCCAAUGCAAGCUGGACGCCCUUCACGCCCUUCACGCCCUCUACAACCUCUCCACCUACUCUCCAAAUAUUCCCACUCUUCUUUCAUCAAAUAUUAUCAAAAGCCUCCAAGUCCUUGCAUCAACAGGUAACCACUUGUGGAUAGAGAAGUCAUUAGCCGUGUUACUAAACCUAGCCUCUAGCCGGGAAGGGAAAGAAGAGAUGAUAUCAACACAAGGAAUGAUCAGCACUCUUGCAACGGUGCUAGACACCGGUGACACGGUUGAACAAGAGCAAGCAGUUUCUUGCCUUGUGAUCCUAUGUACGGGAAGUGAGUCGUGUAUCCAGAUGGUGCUACAAGAAGGAGUGAUUCCAUCUCUGGUUUCGAUAUCAGUGAAUGGAAGUCCCCGAGGAAGAGACAAGUCUCAGAAGCUUCUGAUGCUGUUCAGGGAACAAAGGCAAAGAGAUCAGCCAUCACCAAAGAGAGAUGAAGCUCCCAGGAAAACCGUAUCGGCACCAAUGGCUAUACCUGCGCCAGUUUCAGCUCCAGAGUCAGAAGUAAAACCUUUGACUAAAUCAAUCUCCAGAAGGAAGACAAUGACAAGACCAUUCAGUUUCCUCUGGAAGAAAAGCUACUCGAUCCACCAUUAAGAAGAAAAGAUAGGUUUUACAGUCUCCUAUGUAAAGUUGCUUUUUCUUUCGUCUUUUACCUUUUACAAGUCAUCUGCAUAGAGACGAUAGAUUUGUACAGGUCUCAUUGUGAUCACACCAUUUUUGCUAACUACUCCUCUCUCACGAGAGGUAUCUAUGUCUACUGAUGUUUCAGGUUUUA